Messenger RNA from Caenorhabditis angaria, 1571 nucleotides. Lineage: Eukaryota; Metazoa; Nematoda; Chromadorea; Rhabditida; Rhabditidae. The record is from the annotation of a GenBank genome assembly.
AUGGUGCUUCUCAACACCUUCAAUCGAUCCUAUCUCGAAUACGACAGUUUCAUCGCAACCAACUUCCAACUAUUCUUCCGCUUCGAAAUCUCCCUAAUAAUCUUCAACAUCUGUCACACGCUCUUCUUCCUCUACAUCAAUAUAACCGCCAAACAAUUCCACCAGAAUUGGACAAAUGUGAUGAGUAUUCUCUACAUUCAACACUGUAUCGCAGACAUCGCCUGGAUCAUAGAUCGCUCAAUUUUGAUCUCUCAACAUCCAGAUGAUCAUCAAGUUCUAAUGAAGAUUUGCUCGUAUGUCAGAGUGAUUUGUAUUUUUCAAGGUCUAUUGGUUCUCCCGAUUUUAAUCAUUGAGCGAUGUUUCGCCACGAUUUAUAUAAGUGAUUAUGAAUCAACAAAACGACUCUAUAUUUCGUAUUCCCUUGUGGGAUCUUUGUUUUGUUUUGGAUGUAUCGCCUCGAUUGGAUUCCACGAAUGUGGGUUAAAGAUUUCUGAUUUUUCACCAAAAACCCCCAAAUUCCAGGCAAGCUUCACCUAAUGCUCUUCAACUCAGUCCUCCUCUUCAACACCCUCGGAAUCCUUGGCAACUUCUACCUUCUCUACAAAAACCGUCAAUACUACCAACAAUUCCAACGCGGUCAACGCAAUUGCAAUCUCACCGAACGAUUUCAAAUCUCGGAAAACAUCAAGAUCUGCAAACUUGUCAACAUGAUAGUUCUGACAAUGGGCAGUUUCAAUGGCUUGAUUUGUUUCACAAUUCUUAUUGAUUUUCUGAAUUUGUCGGAUUAUCAUAGAACUGUUUAUACGUUGAUGUUCGAUGUUUCGGCGAUUUUGUACAGCACUAUAUUUCCGUAUAUUUGUAUGUAUUAUAGUGUGAAGUGGAAGUAUAGAUUCAAACAGGUGGGUAAUUUGAACUUUAUUGAAAUCUAUAGGGAUUCGAACUUCCUGUUGUGAAAUUUCUUCUGAUUUCUGAGAAUUUAGAAAAUUUCAAACAUCAUCGCAUAGACAACGAAUUCUUCUGGGAUUAUUUUAACUAGAAUAGGGCAACCUUCAGACGCCAAUAAAAACAUCAGAUUUUGUUAUUCAAAAAUCCAAGUUAGACGAUCUCUCGGGAAAAAUCUAGAAUCUAGAAAAACAAUCAGAAAAAAAAAUGUGUCAGAUUUUCUAACUGUAAAAAUUCCACGUGGCAAAAAUUUCCAUUAUUUUUUUGCUCCUCAAAAGUUCGAAAAGCUAUUUUUGUAAAACAAAAAUUGAAGGAAAUAAUAAAAUAAUUUUACGGAAAUUGAAAAUUUUCUAGGUACAAGUUUUUUUGGAAUAGCAAUAACAUGAGGAAAUUUCAAAUGCCAGGAGGCAAAAGCUCAGAAAUAUUGAAACCAAAAUUUAAAAAUCGCCACGUGUCAAAAUUGUUUCCUCUACAAAACCCUCCGGCAACUCCCAAACUUCCAGAUCUUCCACUGCUCCCCCACAAAUCGCGUCGAUCCCAAGGUCGAACUUCACGACACCUUCGGAUCUGUCAUGACCGAAUGCACUUCGGACGCCUAUUUUGCAGAUAUCCGCAAAUCUUGGAAAUGA